Molecule: messenger RNA, 6014 nt
Organism: Eupeodes corollae
Lineage: Eukaryota; Metazoa; Arthropoda; Insecta; Diptera; Syrphidae
Gene: Axn
Product: axin
Exons: 12
Coding region: 2352-4514 (720 amino acids)
Biological process (GO): negative regulation of canonical Wnt signaling pathway
Source: RefSeq, a predicted model, not a curated record
CAACACACACUCUCAUAAAUCGAAAAAGAACGAACAUAAUUUUUUAAGGUGUCGCGUUUGUGUGGUUUUUUCGCGUGAAACUUAUUUCUAUUUUCCCUCAAGAAAUUAAAAAACAAAAUUAUUGCUCUCUAAAAUAAUCAAACAUCUUAACAAAUAACGCAAAGAACAAAAGCUCAAACCACUAAAUGCAAAAUAAACUCGCAUAGCAAAGUUAAAAUAAAAAUAAAGAUUUAUACCAAUAAUGCAUAUCUCAAUAAAACGUCCAAAAAACUAAUACACAAACAACAUAACAACACAAAAAGAAUUUUUAUUUUAUUUUUGUAUACAUAUACCUGCGUGCGUGAACGGAACGUGAAAUGCAAUGCAUGAACGAAAAAGAAUCGUCUUAAAAACCGUGCUAUAUUAAAGUUUUUCUUUUCUAAUUUUCUUUAUUGUAAUUUUAUUAAUAAUUGAAAAUAUCGUUUGUUUAAACUGUAAACAAGUCAACUUGAAGGGAUUUUGUAAUAUGGAAUCCCAUCUCUCCUCGUCAAAGUGAAACAUUUUCUGAAUGAGGAGACUUAGACUUCUUGGUGCUUCAGCUGCUUCUACUUUUACCUACAUCACUAACAGCACCAUAACUUCAGUCAUUCUUAAUUUGAUUUAGUUGGGGCUGUAGCUGUGGAGUGUCUAGUGUCGACAUCAUUAUUGGGGAAUCAUUUUUAUCUGCAUCUCCAGCAGUACCAGGUCCGUCAAUUAACAUGAUAUGCCACAAAUGAGUAUUGCCCAUUUUCAAGUAAAUCAUUGAAUAGAAUCGUUUGUUCGAUUCUCAUGAGGAAGAUGAUGAUGAUGAUCUUGAGCAGCAGCAGCAGCAGUUUAUCAUGCAAUGUUGUUGAUGAUUACCUCGGUGACACACUCGACCGAGAGGAAGAGGAAUCAAAAUGAAUAAUUUAUUUAUGCUUCCAAAAAGCUACCCGUCCACUGUGUUUCAUGCUUUCGAUUUAAUUUCCAACACAAAGUCACCACAGAAAAAGCAGCCGCCACAACAAAUUGAGAGAAAUGUUAAAAAGAAAUAAUCAAAGAUUUUUAAAAGAAUGCAUUGAAGAUCUUGUUAUAAACCAAACGAAGAGCACAUCGUGACAACGAAUCUACCUAAUAAACAAAAUUGUUGACAAAAUAAACACGCAAACCAACAAAAUAAAAUGUUCUCACUACCCCGGAGCUAGAAAUAUUUAUUUCAAUAACUCAUCGAAAUAACGCGUAAAACACAUAAAAAAGGCAAAGAAUUUAAAUUAAAACAACAAAAAUCGAAGAAAAAGUGAAUUAAAAAAAAUAUAUAACUAAUGUCACACAUUAUAAUAUAUAAACAAAGAAAAAGAAAACAGACACACAAUUUUAAACAGAAAAAGUAGUAAAAAUAAAUUAAAAUUAAAAAGAAUGUGUUCUUGUUAAUCUUAUCUAAAUCUAUUAAUAUAUUAAAAAAAAAAAAUAUUAAAAGCAAAAUAGAUCAUUAGUAUAUCAACGAAUAUUAUUUUUUAAUUCCAAUUUUUAAUCAUUAAAUCAAAAGUUAAAUGUGUAUAAGUUUUAAGUGAACUUUUCCGAUGCUUACUUAGUUAUUUUUAAAUUUAAAUAUCGUUAAAUUUGUUUGUUAGAAUAUACACUUAUAUAAAUGUAGAGGAACUCUAAUUCUUUUCUUAAAGUAAUAAUCAAAAAUCAUAGGAGUAGUUCAAGUAGAAAAAAAGCAAUCGAAGUUAAUUUGUUGAUCCCGUUGUUUUUGUUGUUAAAAAAUUCAAAUUUCGGUCCAUAAUUAAUAAUUUGUUUAUGUUCUCACGGCCUUGUCUGAAUGCCUUCCAAAAUAAAAACAUAUAUUUGAUAAAAUCUUCCAUGUCCAUGAAUUUUUAAAAUUCUUGACAAUUUUUUUUAAUGUAAAUUAAGAAUUUAAAAAAAAAGAUAGAAAACAUCGUUGCUAAUAUUAAUAAUUAUUACUGUCCAAAUUUAAAACAUAAAAUUACAACGUAUUAUUUUCUAAAUAAGAUACUAAUCAUAAAGUAAAAAUUAAAAUCUUUGAACAAAGUAAAGAAUAAUCUUUGUUCAAAAAUUGUUUGAUGGAACGAAAUUAUAUAGAUACAUCUUAAAUAGCAAAAUAUACUUUGUAUGCAAUCCGCAAAUUAAAAAGCAUUUCUUAAACUAAACUACAACAGAAAAAAAAGCUAUCUUUUCCAACAAUAAGGCGUUCUGGUUGCCAUUUAACAGGACCAGUCUAUCCCAGGCAUAGUCGGUUAAAUAAGCCUCGUUGUUUUGCAAUACAAAUUUAACUUAACGUCUCAAUACAUCAGACGCUGUGUGUAAUUAAAUCUGUUUAAAUACAAUUUGGCAUGAGCCAUACGCCAGCUUUGAAGAAAUAUGAAGAUAAUGAGUGUAGUGGGCCAAGACCACCUGUUCCCGGAGAAGAAAGUCGAGUUAGAAAGAUGACCGAAGGGGUCUCGGAAAGCUCAAAAAAUUCUCCACCUUCAUACUUGAACUGGGCAUUGCGGCUAUCAUAUCUUCUUGAAGAUAGAGAUGGAGUUGAACUGUUCAAAAAGUAUGUCGAAGAGGAAGCCCCUGCUUAUAAUGAUCAUUUGAACUUUUACUUCGCCUGUGAGGGAUUGAAACAACAAUCGGAUCCUGAAAAGGUGAAGCAAAUUAUAGGUGCAAUAUACAGAUUCCUCCGAAAAAGUCAACUGUCCAUUUCGGAAGAUUUGCGACGCACCAUCAAAGCGGGUCUCAAAAAUGAAAUUGCGCUCAGUCCAAAAAUAUACGAUUCUCUACAGCAAGAUGUCGAAAAGACUAUUAAUGAACGCAUUUAUCCGACAUUUUUGGGUUCAGAAAUGUACAUUGAGUAUAUUCAACAAAUGUCCGCAGCUCAGGAACGCUUUAGCGGGGCAACGCCGUCGACCAGUGGAAGCAGUAGUAGUGCCAGUGGCGGUGGUGGAAAUGGUAAUUUAGGAGCUAGUGGAGGUUGCAGUGGGAAAAAUCCCGCUCUUAUUCCAAUGGCUGCCUUAGCUGCAGGAACAAGUGGAGCUACAGUCGGCAGUUGUAGUGCCAGCGGUAGUGUUUAUGGUCCCUCAACAUCGGCUAGCUCAAGUGGUUCUGUAAGUGCAACUGAUACCCUCCCGCGCAGCUCAACUCUUCCUACGUUACAUGAAGACUCAGAGUUAUCAAUAAGUGAUGAUUUUGAAAAGCUACGUGUUGAAGGUGGAAGAAUGUCGGCCGACAUGCCAAUGCGGCUAACAAGAGAUCUUCUGUUGGCGACACAAAAGCGAAGACUGGAAAUUAGACCUCCUGGAGCCCAUGGUUAUGUGUAUACAGCAAAUCAAAGUACUUCCUAUAUGCCUAAUUCGAGGGUAGACUCGGAAAGAGCAAGUGUAAGUUCCGGUGGACGAACCGAUUCUGAUACGAUGUCGCUCUCAAGUUGUUCAAUGGAUGGUCGUCCAUACAUCCAACGAAGACAUAACUCUUCGGAAAGUAAAGCAAUAAGGCAGAGUGCUCAAGCCAAUAAGGAAACCAAUACGUUUCAAGUUAUCCCGCGAACACAACGACUGCAUUCGAAUGAACAUCGUCCUCUUAAGACAUCAGAACUAGUAGCAUUGCUUAUUCCAAAACUAGAGGAGGUGAAACGUAAACAAGACCUAGAAGACCGGGCUCAUCGUGAGCGUUUCUUGGAUGAAUCCAUUCCAUCGAGUGAUAGGCUUGCCAGUGAUCGAGCAUUCGCCCAAGCGAUAUGUGAAAAAUUCGCCCUCGACGAAGACAACGAUCAAGACAUUCUUGAUCAGCAUGUCUCACGUGUUUGGAAAGAUCAAACUCCACAUCGAUCUCCCGGUACAAUGUCACCGUGCCCUCCACUACCAACAAGAAGACGAACUACUCACGAUUCAGGAAUGUUAAGCGAUGGUGCCAUAAGCAUAAGUGGGCAGUCAAUGAAACACUCAAAGUCAAUGCCCGAUCAUAGUUCCUCCUCAAGGAAGCUAACCAAUAAAUGGCCUUCCAUAUAUACUGAUAGUGGAAUUAGUCUAAUCUCAGCCGACACUCUUAUGAAGUACAAAGACGCCAGCUUGAGACCUGGUUCAAGUACCGCCUCACAGUUAGAAGAGGCAAAAAGAAGACUGGAAGACGAGAACCGUCGGUCUCGUCGUUACUCACAACAACAUCCUUUGCCAGCUAUGCAGCCGGCUCAAUCAAUGAGCAGCAGUAGUAGUGGCAGUAGUAGUUUACAUCAUCCACCACCACCGCCGUUGCCCGCUAAGCCACAGGAAACAACAACUGUUGUCUUCUCGUUCUGUGAUGAGGAAUAUCCAUAUCGAUCUAAAAUUCCUGGUACUCAACCAACGUUAAAACAAUUUAAGGAUUAUCUGCCAAAAAAGGGAAACUUUAGAUUCUUCUUUAAAACCCAUUGUGAGGAUCCCGAUAGUCCAGUAAUCCAGGAGGAGAUUGUUAAUGACUCUGAUAUCUUGCCUUUGUUCGAAGGCAAAGUGAUGGGUCUGGUCAAGCCAUCCGAUUAGAUAUUAAGUUUCUUGUAGUCAGUUUUUUACACAAAUAUAAAUUAAAAAACAAAUACCAAGAUUAAACAACAAAAAAAACACAAAUUAAUUUAACAACAACAUGCAAUUUAUGUCAAUGUAUUAACAAAUAAAAAUAAUGCAAACAAAACCGCAAAAAAAGAAAAACAAACAAAAAUUAAAUACAAAAGUUAAAAACCAAUAAAAAAAUAUUUAGUGAUAAAAACAAAUUAUUAACAAACAAAAACAAAAAGAAAUUGUAAAAAGUCGUAUUUUUUAAAUUUUAUAACAAAACAAAAAAGAACAAAACCACAAAUAAAACAACAACAAAAAUGCUAAAACAUUUUGUAUUGUUAAACAUUUCAAAAUGUAUCAACAGUCUACACACGAAGAAAAACACACUCAUUCGUAAGAUGCAAAUAUUUUUGCAAACGAAAAGAAAAACAUAAUUAUUUAUUUGUAAAUUGUUUUGGCGCUUACCAAACAAAAAAUUAAUAGAAAAUAGAAUACAAAUACAAGAAACUAGAUAACUCAGUAUAUUAGCAUAAACGAUUUCUGGAGGAGAAUUGAAUGAAAACAUUAAGGAACACACAAGUUGCAAAAUCUAUGUUACCUAGAAGCUAAAUUAAAAUAUUCAAAUUUAUCAUUUCCUCUCAAAAAUAAGUAAAUCGAUUGAAUGUAUUAUUUGCGUGAAGUGCCCAAUUGUUUCCAGACAUGCUUUUUACAUGUUAUUUUCUUAUAGAAUCUUUUAUGCCUAAAAAAAGGCAAACGUGUUUCGAUUGAUGCAAGGAUAAGAAGUGAUAUCACCUACACUAUUCUGCAAACAAUCUCUUAAAGAUACAAAACGGAAACCUCUGGCAUUCAUAUUUCAAUGUUUUUAAACCCAACGGACUGUUAUUAUAGGAAACAUCACAGAAAUAAAUACAUACAUAGUAUUGUUAAUAAUAAUCAAAACAAUUUGAUCAAUUUGAUGGGAUACCAAAACUUUGAAAUUCUUCUUAUGUUAGCUAAAACUGUUCCCUAGCGAGAAAAAUGGGUCGAUGCUUUCUUUUCUUAUUAAAUUAAACAAAUUAAGAACAUUUUCGAGGGAACCUUUGGUUUCAUAAGUUAACAGUUUAUAGUGUUUAAAUGAAUUACUUGAAACAAAAUUAUAUUUUUUGUUUUGAAUUUAUUUCUUCUGCCUUGUGAAGCCAAAUUCCAUACCGAUUCCAUUUUUAAGCUUAAGAGGACUUAUAAUAAAACGAUUUUCUAAUAAAAUAAAUCAAUUUACCUCGUUUUGCAAGCUUACUAACAGCAUACGUCAAUAUUGCAGUAUCAUUUACCUAACAACAUUUUAAUAAUUUCUACAACCCCUUUCGUACAUAUAGACAUUGUGUAUGACCAUAGUAAACACUUUUCUAGUUACAAACUUGCAGCAAGAUCUGUUUUCAAGGUGCUAAACCAAUCAUCAAACAAUUCUUCUCCUAAAUUGCAUCUAAAAACAAUAAAAAAAAAAAAAACAAA